Aspergillus fischeri NRRL 181 is the source of this 222-nucleotide messenger RNA. RefSeq lists its product as uncharacterized. The transcript has 2 exons. The coding region runs from base 1 to 222 and encodes 73 amino acids. The record is from RefSeq and is a predicted model, not a curated record. Lineage: Eukaryota; Fungi; Ascomycota; Eurotiomycetes; Eurotiales; Aspergillaceae.
AUGACUGCUAGAUGGAAGCAGCUAGACACCCCUGAUAUCCAACAGCUGCUAAACAACGCGGAACUGGUGUCCAAUAUCAAGUCCACAUCGGACUGGUCCUACAGCACAUCAAGCUACGCCAGUCUCUAUCUGCAUAUUGCCAGAGAUGCAGGCUGCUUUAUUAAUCCCUUCUUCCAUCUGGUGUGCACCUUGCUCUCGCAAGCGGGCUGUCAGCUGCAUUGA